Messenger RNA from Peromyscus eremicus (cactus mouse), 1332 nucleotides. RefSeq names its product protein C receptor (gene Procr). The transcript is spliced from 4 exons. Lineage: Eukaryota; Metazoa; Chordata; Mammalia; Rodentia; Cricetidae. Gene Ontology annotation, biological process: negative regulation of coagulation. Gene Ontology annotation, molecular function: signaling receptor activity. The record is from RefSeq and is a predicted model, not a curated record. Bases 211 to 933 code for a protein of 240 amino acids.
GGCGAGCCGGCCCCCUAGUAGGAAAUGAGGUAGAUAGAAGUAACGCUUUAAAAGCUUGACUCCCUCUUCCUCCAUGCAUUCCCUGGUCUCUUUCGACCGGUGGCUCAGCUCCUGCCCCUCCCGGACAGCCUCCCUUCUCUUUCCUAAUCUGCAGCCAUUAGAGCCCCAGCCCGCCCCGGCCCAGGUGGGACCCAGAACUUCUGCUCCAGGAUGUUGACGAAGUUGCUGUCGCUGCUACUGCUGCUGCUGCCUGGCUGCGCCUUUUGUGACCAGGAAGAUGGCUCCCAAAGCCUGCAUAUGCUCCAGGUCUCCUACUUCCAAGACCCCUAUCAGGUGAGACAUCGCGGCAACGCCUCGCUGGGGAAACUCCUGACGCACACACUGGAAGGCCGGGACGACAACGUCACCAUCCUCCAGCUGCAACCCUGGCAGGAUCCCGAGAGCUGGGAGCGCACAGAGAGUGGCCUGAAGCUCUACCUGUCCCAGUUCAGCAGCCUGGUGCAGCUGAUCUAUCGCGAGCGAAAGAACAGCGUAGUCUUUCCUCUCACAGUCACUUGCUCCCUGGGCUGUGAGCUGCCGGAUGAGAACUCUGAAACCCGUGUCUACUUCGACGUGGCCGUGAACGGGAGCUCCUUUGUAAGUUUCCAGCCAAAGACUGCCCUGUGGGUGACCAGCUCCCAGAAGCCCUCCGAAGCAAUCAGCUUCACCCUGAAGCAGCUUAAUGCCUACAAUCGGACUCGAUAUGAACUGCAGGAAUUUCUUCAGGGCACCUGUGUACAGUACUUGGAGAACCAUAUCACCACACAAAACACGAAAGGGAGCCAAACACACCGCUCUUACACUUCGCUUGUCCUGGGCAUCCUGGUGGGCAGUUUCAUAAUUGCUGGUGUGGCCGUGGGCAUCUUCCUGUGCACAGGUGGACGGCGCUGCUAAUUACCCUCCAGUCCCCUUGGAGAAAGGGCUGGACUGAUCGGGGCUGGUAAGGGGAGGUCACAGCUCAUAUGAAGCCAGACAGACUCCCCCAGCAGGCAACCGUAUGUCAGGAGAUUUAGAGCAACAUUCCCCUUUGCUCCUGCAUCUGCCAACCGGGAGUCUGAGGAAGGGAUGUGAGGAGGGUAUGUAGACAAAGUAACUGGUUUGUGAGGGACUUGAGGACGUGCAUGCUUUGUUUAACUGGUCUGAGAGGUGGUACUUGCUUAUCUGUGGAAAACAGAUGGUAGAUAGACUUGGGGUAUCUGUGACCUCCCUGGAAAGGCAGAUUCACUGGAGGCAUCCCAAACAUCUAACUAAAUAAAGUGAGUUGUCUGUAACCAAAAUAAACAACAUUUAAUG